This is a messenger RNA of Anopheles darlingi, 2883 nucleotides long. RefSeq lists its product as uncharacterized. The transcript has 12 exons. Lineage: Eukaryota; Metazoa; Arthropoda; Insecta; Diptera; Culicidae. The record is from RefSeq and is a predicted model, not a curated record. Gene Ontology annotation, biological process: proteolysis. Gene Ontology annotation, molecular function: serine-type endopeptidase activity. The coding region runs from base 54 to 2828 and encodes 924 amino acids.
UAGUGGUAGACGAAGGCGGAAAGCGUUCAGUCAGCUACGAGCACUGCCAAAGGAUGGCAGCAAUCGGAACAUCAUUGUGUGUGCUGUUGUUCCUUCUGAUCGUGAUACAGUACAUCGAAGUCGGUUAUGGAUCGCUAUAUGCUACCUCAGCUGACCUAGAGGAAAGACUGAGUGAAGCUUUCUUACCCAACGUCCGUGAAGCGAUCGACGACUGCCAUCUGAGGUACUACAAACUUGGAGAGGGUCCUGAACCCAAACCAGCGUUCGGUAGGCCAGCCUAUUUGCGUGAGUUUGCACACAUGGCAGCGAUUGGCUGGUCUGCGAGUGAUGGCAAAAUCCGUUGGGACUGCGGCGGCUCAUUGAUAUGGGAGAACUACAUACUUACUGCAGCUCAUUGUGCGGCGAAUGAUGACAACACUCCCCCCGAUGUGGUUCGCCUUGGAGAUAUCAACCUAUACGACGACUCUGACGAUCAGUAUGCACAGCAGCUGAAGAUCGUCGAAAUUGUACGUCAUCCUGAGCAUCGUUUUAGCUCACGCUACCAUGAUCUUGCCCUCCUGCGACUGGAAAAGAACGUCACUCUGCAUGACACGGUAGCACCGGGAUGCCUCUGGAACGAUGAGAAUGAAAUACCUUUCCCUACGAUGGAAGCUACUGGUUGGGGAGCAACGGGAUUCGGUGAAAAGUCCACUCCGAUCCUUCUGAAAGUGUCACUCGGAGUAGUCAAACCGGAGGAAUGCAAUAAGCACUAUAAGAUUGGGGAUCGUGGAUUGAAGCAAGGACUCAUGAAUUACCAUUUAUGUGCCGGUGAUGUCAAAAUGGAUACUUGUCCCGGAGACUCCGGUGGGCCCCUGCAAAUGAAGCUGCUGCACAAUGGCAAGAUGACUCCAUUCGUUGUGGCCGUUACUUCGUUUGGGAGUGUAUGCGGUCAAUCGAAUCCAGGCGUUUACAUGAAGGUAGCACCUUAUAUUCCCUGGAUAAGUGCAGAGCUUGCGAAACGUGGAGAGAUCAUAAAAGAUUGGAGUUUUAAACCCUAUGCCUGUGCACUUCGCUAUGUUCACCUAAGAGAGUAUGAGGACGAUGUCAUUACACAUAAAUCGGGUGGUUUUGAAAGUCUGGAUUCCAGCAAUGCUCAUAUGAACAUAAUAACUUCCACACAAACCGCCUCGAUUCACUGGCCAGUUGGAAGCCCGUCUGUACCCAAAAACUGUAACGGGGUAGUGAUUGAUGAGGACACCGUAGUUACACUGGCCCGUUGCGCCAUCGCUGAAAGAAUCCAACCUUCACACAUCAUGCUUAAGGACACUCGGAACGAUAUCGUUCGUGUUCACCGGCAUCCGGGUUACAGACCAAACUCCUUCUACAAUGACAUCGCGGUUUUAAAAGUAAAGGAUAGGUUCAAAUUCUCCACUGAUUUCGUACCGGCGUGUAUUUGGAGUGCAUUUGAGAUACCCGAUCCACAGUUCUACGUUACUGGACAAGGCCGUUAUGAUUUGAAUCGAUUCGAUUCCUAUUCCGACGGUCCACGGAACAUUGAUCCAACAAUCGUUCAGCUAUCACCUAGAGCCAACAUUCUGGACAUUGACAACUGUACGUUACCAGAAGAGUACUACAGCGGACUUAGCCGUGGUGUAACAACGGAGCAUCUGUGUUUUCGAAAUAAGCCCUUCUUAGUACCGGACUCAUGUGAAAUGUUAUACGGAGCACCACUGAGACGAAACAUUUGGCGGUUGGGACGUCACUUCGAGCACAUCUAUGCGCUGAAUCUAUUGGGCAAAGACUGUGGUUUUGGCCGAGCGGCACUUGGGACCCGAUUCGGCUAUCACUCCGAAUGGCUCAAGUCGGUGCUGCUCCCCAACUACCGCGCAGAGUCAGACUCAGUACACUUCCUUAAUACGGAUUUGGAUGAUUUUGAUCAAUGCAGGGGAACAGAUGGAAGUACCGGUUUGUGUGUUAAUAUAAACCGAUGUCCUAAAAUACACUAUGAUGUGCAAGCGAAUCGUAGUGUUCAGUUGUGCAAUGGCGGAAAGAUUGUAUGCUGUCCAUAUGAUAACAUACGAAAUGUAACAAGCAUCAGCCAGAUGGCCUCUGAGCUGGACGAUUGUGAAAGCCGCUACAAACAGUUUCACGAAAUGUAUGAACCUUACCAAUCGGAUCGAAUCGAUCACUUUUACCAUACGGUGUACUUCGGAUGGCAAACCAAGGAUGGCAUGACGGAAUGGAUUUGCUCUGGUACACUGAUUACUCGCAGUGUCGUCGUAACUUCUGCUUAUUGUCUGCUGGCGGACGGCGACUUACCAAUAUUGGUGAACGUGGCCGAAGGUAAUCCCAAUGCCACGUGGUCACGCCCAAAGCCUACUCGUAUUAAGGAGGUGAUCAUCCAUCCGGGCUACAAUGCAAGCACUCUUCAGUACGAUAUUGGACUGGUACGCUUGGAGCAACCAAUCGUUCCGACGGCGCGUAAAUACCCGAUCUGUUUGUGGCAGAACGAGACGCACACACCACUUCAGCUGUACCGAAUGGUGGAUGAUGAUAACUAUGUGAGUAGAUUUGAGCAGAACUUCCCCAAGUACAACUCCGACUGUAGACAAGACUUACGGCAGCUUGGUAAAAGGGAACUUCAGUCGAACGAACUGUGCACCGACAUCGAUGGUACGCCAGGACGAAGCAUUUCCGGAGACCCGCUCAUUUGGUAUAAUAGAAAUCCUAAUGACAACUCUUCAACCCAGUAUCUGGUGGGUAUUAUCAGCUCUGGUAUAUCGGCAGAGAGUCUAGGAAUAAACGCUAGAAUCUCAUCGUACAUCGGAUGGAUCAAGAGUAUCGUAUAGCAAUAGAAGUAUUGAUUUGAAAAGAUAAUAAAACAUACAGGUUUCCAUAACAGUU